AUGGAGACUGGCUCGGUUGUUCGAGCCAUUUUUGAUUUCUGCCCUAGUGUGUCAGAAGAGCUGCCGCUUUUUGUGGGAGAUAUUAUUGAGGUGUUGGCAGUUGUGGAUGAGUUUUGGCUUCUAGGAAAGAAGGAGGAUGUUACAGGACAGUUCCCCAGCAGUUUUGUGGAAAUUGUGACCAUUCCCAGUCUAAAAGAGGGAGAGAGACUGUUUGUCUGCAUCUGUGAAUUUACAUCUCAAGAGCUGAACAGUCUUCCCCUCCAUCGAGGUGACCUCGUGAUUCUCGAUGGCACUCCCACUGCAGGCUGGCUGCAGGGCCGAAGCUGCUGGGGUGCACGGGGCUUCUUCCCAUCGUCGUGUGUCCGCGAGCUCUGCCUCUCCUCACAAAGCCAGCAGUGGCACUCCCAGAGUGCCCUGCUUGAGAUUCCUGAAUAUUCCAUGGGACAAGCCCGGGCCCUGAUGGGGCUUUCUGCCCAGCUGGAUGAGGAGUUGGACUUCAGGGAAGGGGAUGUGAUUACCAUUAUUGGAGUUCCUGAACCAGGCUGGUUUGAAGGGGAGUUAGAGGGCCGAAGAGGCAUUUUUCCAGAAGGUUUUGUAGAGCUUUUGGGGCCCCUGCGGACUGUGGAUGAGUUGGUAAGUUCUGGAAAUCAAGAUGACGGCCUUGUUAAUGGUGAAGUAGAUACCCCCAUAGAAGAAGAAGAGAGAGGGCCAGACGAGGAUGACGGGCAGCCAGGGACCUAUGGGAUCGCCCUCUACAGAUUCCAAGCCCUGGAGCCGAAUGAGCUGGAUUUUGAGGUAGGGGAUAAAAUCCGAAUUCUGGCGACCUUGGAAGAUGGCUGGCUGGAAGGCUCGCUGAAGGGCAGGACAGGCAUCUUUCCUUACCGGUUUGUGAAGUUAUGUCCUGACUCACGGAUGGAGGAAAACAUGGUCCUGCCUCAGGAAGACAACCUUGCCAAGAUCCCUGAAACUUCUCUGGAUUGUUUGGAGGACUCCUUAGUAGUAGAGGAACAAAGACAUGAAUCUUGUGAGUAUGAGGCAGAGAAGUCCAACUAUGUUAUUUCCGAAACAUCCACCUCUCCCCUAGGUCAUCUGACUUCCGAGUAUGAAGCAAACAUAAACUCUUACCAGGAUGAAGGCACCUCAGGAGGGCCCCCAAGGAGCCCAGGUUUGGAGCACGAAAAGCCUCUUGCCAAAGACUCUUCCAUGACUGACCCUUUGGAGGUAGCCAAUGGUAUUUCCUCCCAACCUCAGGUACCUUCUCAUCCCAGACUGCAGAAAAGCCAGUAUUACUCUACAGCCGGAGGGAGCCACCCACGCUCAGAACAGUACUCUGACCUUCUUCAUCUGGAAGCAAGGACUAGAGACUACACCAGCCUACCUCCCAAAAGAGCGUAUUCCCAGCCGAACACUCUUCAGAGGCCGGUGCCCCCUCUUCACAGGGGCUCCUCACUUUCAGCCUCAAGGGUCAUUAAACCCAGCCAGUUGAGCUCUCAGCUCCAGGGCAUAGCAAGGUGUGCUAAAAAGCACCUUAUACCCAAAGAAAAUGUGUCCAGCUUUUACUCCGCAUCAGAGAGAUCCGAGAUGAAGCCUGGUCCACAAGACAAGGGGCUCGCUGUGGAGGCAACGACGCUUUCACAGGGAGAUGGCGGCGUUGACCUGGAUUCUAAGUUGACACAACAACUGAUAGAGUUUGAGAGGAGCCUGGCAGGGCCUGGCACAGAGCCAGACAAAGUCUUACGCCACUUUUCCAUCAUGGACUUUAACUCCGAGAAGGAUAUUGUCCGAGGUUCCUCAAAGUUAACCACCCGGCAGGAGCUGCCCGAGAGGAGAAAGGCCCUAAGGCCACCGCCACCCCGUCCCUGUACUCCAGCAUCCACUUCUCCCCAUCUGCUGGUUGACCAGAACCCGAAACCUGUGCCACCCUUGGCCGUGCGACCCUCUCGCCCAGCUCCUCUGCCUCCCUCGGCACAGCAGAGAAUGAAUGCAGGAUCCCCCAAGCUCCUGACCCGUCACUGUCCUGGCUGUGAGACCCUAGAGAAGGAGGGCCCUGAGCACAUGGACAAGAGUCUGGACCAAACUUCCCCCUGUCCCCUAGUUUUGGUGAAGAUUCAGGAGAUGGAGCAGGACUUGGAUAUGUACAACAGGGCUCAAGAGGAGCUAAACUUACUGCUGGAGGAGAAGCAAGAUGAAUCAUUAAGGGCAGAGACCCUUGAGAAUCUCGAGUUCUGUGAGAGUAACAUUGAAAGUUUGAAUAUGGAACUCCAGCAACUUAGAGAAAUGACGCUCCUCUCCUCCCAGUCUUCAUCACUGGUGGCCCCUGCCGGGUCUGUGUCUGCUGAAAACCCAGAGCAGAGGAUGUUGGAGAAGAGAGCCAAGGUGGUAGAAGAACUUCUUCAGACAGAAAGAGACUACAUUCGGGAUCUGGAAAUGUGUAUUGAGCGGAUCAUGGUACCCCUGCAUCAGGCACAGCUACCAAACAUUGACUUUGAAGGACUUUUUGGAAAUAUGCAGGUGGUGAUUAAAGUCUCAAAGCAAUUAUUGGCUGCUCUGGAAGUCAGCGAUGCUGUAGGACCUGUGUUUCUUGAUCACCGGGAUGAGCUUGAGGGCACGUACAAGGUUUAUUGCCAGAAUCACGACGAGGCCACUUCACUGCUGGAGAUCUAUGAGAAGGACGAGAAGAUCCAGAAGCAUCUUCAGGACUCCUUGGCAGAUCUUAAGAGCCUGUACAAUGAAUGGGGUUGCACAAAUUAUAUUAACCUGGGCUCCUUCCUCAUCAAACCAGUACAGAGGGUAAUGCGUUACCCACUGUUGCUGAUGGAGCUGCUGAAUUCCACCCCAGAAUCCCACCCAGAUAAAGUGCCUUUAACCAAUGCAGUCCUUGCAGUCAAGGAAAUCAACGUUAACAUUAAUGAAUAUAAACGUCGAAAGGAUCUGGUCCUCAAGUACCGUAAGGGUGAUGAAGAUAGCCUUAUGGAGAAGAUUUCCAAACUGAACAUCCACUCCAUCAUCAAGAAAUCCAACCGAGUUAGCAGUCACCUGAAGCACCUCACUGGCUUUGCACCGCAGAUAAAAGAUGAAGCAUUUGAAGAAACAGAAAAGAACUUCCGAAUGCAAGAAAGAUUGAUCAAGUCUUUCAUCCGAGACCUGUCUCUCUACCUCCAGCAUAUUCGGGAGUCGGCGUGUGUGAAAGUGGUGGCUGCCGUGAGUAUGUGGGACGUGUGCAUGGAGAGGGGACACCGAGACCUGGAGCAGUUUGAGAAGGUGCAUCGCUACAUCAGCGACCAGCUCUUCACAAAUUUUAAGGAGAGGACAGAGCGGCUUGUCAUCUCUCCCUUAAAUCAGUUACUGAGCAUGUUUACAGGGCCCCACAAGCUGGUUCAGAAACGCUUUGACAAGCUCCUGGACUUCUACAACUGCACGGAGCGGGCAGAGAAGUUGAAGGACAAGAAGACCCUGGAGGAGCUGCAGUCUGCCCGGAACAACUACGAGGCCCUGAACGCGCAGCUGCUGGACGAGCUGCCCAAGUUCCACCAGUACGCCCAGGGCCUCUUCACCAGCUGCGUCCACGGCUACGCCGAGGCCCACUGCGACUUCGUGCACCAGGCUCUGGAGCAGUUAAAGCCCCUGCUUUCAUUACUUAAAGAGGCCGGCAGGGAGGGGAACCUUAUUGCCAUCUUCCACGAGGAGCACAGCAGAGUGCUGCAGCAGCUCCAGGUUUUCACCUUCUUCCCAGAGUCCCUUCCAGCUACCAAAAAGCCAUUUGAGAGGAAAACCAUUGACCGCCAGUCUGCUCGAAAGCUGCUCCUGGGCCUGCCGAGUUACAUGCUACAGUCUGAAGAAAUCCGGGCCUCCCUUCUGGCAAGGUAUCCCCCCGAGAAGCUUUUCCAGGCAGAACGGAACUUCAAUGCUGCUCAAGACCUGGAUGUGUCACUUUUGGAAGGUGACCUGGUGGGUGUCAUCAAAAAGAAGGACCCCAUGGGCAGUCAGAACCGCUGGCUGAUUGACAAUGGAGUCACCAAAGGCUUCGUGUACAGCUCCUUCCUAAAGCCCUACAACCCUCGCCGCUCGGACGCCUCCGUGGGCAGCCACUCCUCCACCGAGUCGGAGCACGGCAGCUCCUCCCCCAGGUUCCUGCGGCAGAACAGCAACAGCACCUUGACUUUCAACCCCAGCAGCAUGGCCGUGUCCUUUACCUCGGGGCCUUGCCAGAAGCAGCCUCAAGAUGCAUCCUCAUUGAAGGAAUGCGACCAAGGAACUCUCAGCGCAUCCUUGAACCUGGGUAGUUCAGAGAGUGAUCCUUCCAGAUGCCCUUCAGACCCAGACUGCACCUCUCAGCCCAUGCCAGGGGACUCUGCAGAUCCAGCCAGAGAUGCAAACCAACCUGCUGCCGCCCUGAGGAGCUACCGAAACUCCAAGCAUCCGGAAACCGUUGGUUACCCAAUACCAGGGCGAAAUGGGCAAGGUAAAGACCUCGUAAAAGGCUGUGCAAGAGCACCCCAGGCUCUGGAAGACAAAAAUGAAAAGCCAGAAAGCAGCGAGGCAAAAGGCAACCAGGUCUAUUUUGCUGUCUAUACCUUCAAGGCACGAAACCCAAAUGAGCUGAGUGUGUCAGCCAAUCAGAAACUCAAGAUCCUUGAGUUCAAAGAUAUUACAGGAAAUACAGAGUGGUGGCUGGCCGAAGUUAACGGGAAGAAGGGCUACGUUCCAUCCAGUUAUAUCUGCAAGACUGAGUACACCUGAGCCUGUUCUGCCUUCCACCCGACCUCACUGCCUUUGCUUUCAGUCUGAAGGGGGCUGAGGGUCCCCUGAGAGGGCACCUGCUCCCGAGACACAGGCCCUGUCCACAUCGCUUAACCACGGCACGGUGGGGCACAGGAUGAGCCUUGCUCUCCCUGAUUGGGUUGUCAACCUCGAUGCUCACUAGAAUUCUAGAAUCUGAAAUGGACCCUGGGGCUUUGCACAUGAUUUAGUGAAGAGAGGCGAGUCCUGCGGUCAGCCUUUGGAAGUGAGAAAUUUCCAAUCAGAAGACCAGUCUCCUAUGUAUGCAGGAAGCUGUGCUGUAGCAUUAGAACAUGUUGGUAUUGGUUACACCGUAUGGAGUUUGGGGUGGCCCCGUGCUCCAUGAUCAGCUGACCGGACACUGACUUGGAUGAAGAGAAUUAUGGCUCUGGGAGCCCUUCUGGGCUGUGCUUUGACAUGUGGCAAGGAGUUUGUCAGGACUGUACCAAACCUGGUGUAUCAGAGCUUCUGGACACUUCCAGGGUCAAGCACAGUCACACACACUCCCCGAUUUCUAAGGUCCCUAAAAUACUACCUUCUGUAAUCUUUGUUUCUUUCACUGCGUUCCCAGAUUGCUUAUACAAAAUUCAGCCGCUUUCUUCUUUUCAGAAGUGGUUAGGGUCUUUAUUUUCCUUUGACCCUUUAGGCACAAUCACUGACACUUUUCUGACAAUCAUCUCUCCCUUCUAGUCUGUGGGUGACGUCUUGUAGCCCUCUGCCCCAUGGACUCGGUAACUGAUGAGCGCUCCAGCCAGUCCAUUAAAAGUAUCAGCUCUGCACCAAGCAGAGGGAUGUCUUUCUCCAUCAUCCAUUUAGUCACAUCCACAGAUGCAGAAAACAUAACCUGUGACUUAUUUGAGUUAGGGAUAAGCCGUUCCAGAAGUAUUAUAGUUUAUCCUAGACUUGGAAAAAAGAUUUUCUAUUUCACCACAACCUCUGUGCUUUGGAGACAACAUUCAAGGCCAGAUAGAUUCUGAAGUGCCUCGUCACACCUCCUGCCAGUCUCAGGAAGACAUUUGCUAAUUCCUUGCACCAAGAAUCUCCCCCUGGAGAGCAGGGUUUUUAUUUUUAUCUGUUUUGGCAGGGUUCUUAUUUUUAAGAUCUUUCCCAGAUAUGAAGCCCACCUUGGAACAGGAAACCAUGAAUGUUGUCUUUAAGAUACAGGCCCUGCUCCUCCAAAUGCACAUUUGGCCUUAAAUUCCUGGUGAGUUGGGGAGACACCCGUGGGCUCCUCAUCCACAGUGUCUGCUGAUCGUGGUCAGAAGGCAGCAGUGCAAGAGUCUCUUGUGAGAGUGUUUAUAUUUAGAGAUGUUUAUAUUUAAGUAGUUAUUUUAUAAAUAAAAGCAUUUCUAAUGGC
This is a messenger RNA of Propithecus coquereli (Coquerel's sifaka), 6136 nucleotides long. RefSeq names its product dynamin binding protein (gene DNMBP). Bases 1 to 4740 code for a protein of 1579 amino acids. NCBI's taxonomy places the organism in Eukaryota, Metazoa, Chordata, Mammalia, Primates, Indriidae. Gene Ontology annotation, biological process: intracellular signal transduction. Gene Ontology annotation, molecular function: guanyl-nucleotide exchange factor activity; protein binding. The transcript is spliced from 16 exons. Gene Ontology annotation, cellular component: cytoplasm. The record is from RefSeq and is a predicted model, not a curated record.